This is a messenger RNA of Ogataea parapolymorpha DL-1, 1155 nucleotides long. RefSeq names its product putative GTP-binding protein. Bases 1 to 1155 code for a protein of 384 amino acids. Gene Ontology annotation, cellular component: cytoplasm. Lineage: Eukaryota; Fungi; Ascomycota; Pichiomycetes; Pichiales; Pichiaceae. The transcript has a single exon. Gene Ontology annotation, molecular function: GTP binding; ATP binding; ATP hydrolysis activity. The record is from RefSeq and is a predicted model, not a curated record.
AUGGCGUCCAAAGCUCUUACCAGACCGCUAUUUGGCCGUCCCGGCAACAACCUAUCCAGCGGCAUCGUCGGGCUUGCCAACGUCGGCAAGUCCACGUUUUUCCAGGCCAUCACGAGGAGCAAGCUGGGCAACCCUGCAAAUUACCCGUUCGCGACCAUAAAACCCGAGGAAGCUAUCGUAACCGUGCAUUCUCCCAAACUGGACAGGCUUGCAGAACUCCACGUUUCCCAGAAGAGUAUCCCCUCGGUGCUGAGGAUCUACGACAUUGCGGGCCUUAUCAAAGGCGCCUCUGACAACAAAGGACUCGGAAAUGCUUUUCUGUCCGAUAUACGAGCGGUGGACGGCAUUUUCCAGGUGGUUCGUGGGUUCCGAGACGACGAGAUCACCCACGUAGAGGGCGACGUUGAUCCUGCGCGAGACCUCACCAUCGUCCAGGACGAGCUGCUUCUGAAAGAUAUGGAAUUUAUAGAGAAUUCGCUCGACCGCAUAGCAAAGCAGCUGAAAAACAAACGAAACCGGCCAGCAGACGAAGUGGCCCGCUGGGAGGCCCAUCAGCAGACGCUGGCCAUUGCGUACGAUCAUCUGAUGGACGGCCGACGCAUUCUGGACAAGCCGGACUGGACAGACGACCAGAUCGAGGCGCUCAAUAGCUACUCGUUGCUGACCGCCAAACCAACAGUUUUUUUGCUCAAUAGCAGCAAAAAAGAUUAUUUGCGCGGCAAGAACGAGUUUCUGCCACAGGUGCAGGAUUGGGUGCGCAACAACGCGCCUGAGUCACCUGUGAUUCUGUUUUCGGCAGAUUACGAAUCAGAGGCCGUGGAAUCGGGCGGUCAAUCUGCUAUUCCCCAAAUUGUGGAGCAGAUGCGCCAGGCGUUGCACCUCAUCAGCUUCUACACGUGCGGCCCCAUAGAGGCGCGCCAAUGGACCGUCCGCAAAGGAACGCUAUGUCCACAAGCGGCAGGAGUGAUCCACUCAGAUUUUGAGCGCACUUUCAUCAAUGCAGAGGUAAUUAAGUACCGCGACGUGGAGCAGCUGCCGGCGCCACUGAACGAGAAGUUGCUGCGCUCGUCGGGCAAAAUCGCUCGCGUGGGAAAGAACUACGUCGUGGAGGAUGGCGACAUCAUGCGCAUCAACGCGGCUGCCGCAAAACGCUAA